This is a messenger RNA of Triplophysa dalaica, 1277 nucleotides long. It is a transcript of the gene mogat2, whose product is annotated as monoacylglycerol O-acyltransferase 2. Gene Ontology annotation, cellular component: endoplasmic reticulum membrane. Lineage: Eukaryota; Metazoa; Chordata; Actinopteri; Cypriniformes; Nemacheilidae. The record is from RefSeq and is a predicted model, not a curated record. Gene Ontology annotation, molecular function: 2-acylglycerol O-acyltransferase activity; diacylglycerol O-acyltransferase activity. The coding region runs from base 56 to 1063 and encodes 335 amino acids. The transcript has 6 exons. Gene Ontology annotation, biological process: triglyceride biosynthetic process; diacylglycerol biosynthetic process.
UUGAUCUCUAGGCUUCUCACCGGCUCUUGGCGUCUUCCUUGGGUCUGGUUCAGCCAUGAAGAUUGAUUUUGCUCCACCCGAUGUGCCUCUGGUUAGGAGGCUCCAGACUGCUGCCGUGCUAGUCUGGGUCUUCUCUUUCCUGGCCCUCGCACCCCUCUGCAUAGUUUUGUUCUUGUUCUUGCUCUUCACCCGGUUUUGGCUCAUCAGUGUGCUCUACGCCACCUGGUGGUUCAUCGAUUGGGACACGCCCUCAAGAGGCGGUAGAAAGGUCCCGUUUCUCUGCAAAAUGCGCGUGUGGGAGUACAUGAGAGAUUAUUUCCCCAUAAAGCUGGUGAAGACAGCUGAUCUGGACCCCAGGCAGAACUAUGUUCUGGGUUUCCAUCCUCAUGGUAUUCUUGUGGCUGGUGCUUUUACAAACUUCUGCACGGAGGCCACGGGAUUCAGCCAACUCUUCCCUGGGAUCAAGAGCAACCUUCUGAUGCUGCCUCUUUGGUUCAGAUCCCCCUUUUUCAGGGACUACAUUAUGAGUGCAGGUCUUGUUCCAUCCGACAAGGAGAGUGCCAGCUAUCUUCUCCAACAUAAGGAGGGUGGGAACGCUGUAGUCAUUGCAGUUGGCGGUGCCCCUGAGGCUUUGGAUGCCCGUCCUGGUGACUACACUGUUCACCUCGCCAACAAAAAGGGCUUCAUUAAAUUUGCAAUGGAACAUGGCGCCCAUUUGGUCCCUACAUAUUCUUUUGGAGAGAAUGAAGUCUUCGAUCAGGUCGAGAACACUCGCGGAACCUGGUUGCGAUACAUUCAAGAACGUCUGCAAAGCAUCAUGGGUAUUUCACUGCCCCUCUUCCAUGCACGUGGAGUUUUUCAAUACAGCUUUGGCCUGAUGCCCUACAGAAAGCCCAUCAACACUGUUGUGGGUCGGCCCAUCAAGGUAGAGAAAAAGGAGAAACCCACAGCAGAAGAUCUGGACAAUCUUCACCAGAUCUACACGGAUGAACUCGCACAACUGUUUGAGGAACACAAACAAAAUUAUGGAGUACCUGAAGACUCUCACCUGAUGUUUCAAUGAGCUGACAGCAUCACUGCAGUGCGUUUGUGUUUGUGUGUGUGCGGGCGUGUUUGUGUAACCCCUUAUGAAAAUGGACUAUACGGUGUAGCAAGUAAACAUAGUUUAACAAGAUUGCAAUAAAACUAUUGUAAUGGUAAUCGAUCUGCCUAAAAAAUUAUUACUUAACCUAUACUAUAUUAUAACCAUGUCUAAUGUUUCUUAGGGAGAGGGAAUA